AUGGUACUCUCAUGGAUCGUGGGUAACAGCGUUCAUAUUGAUGGUCGUCGACGCCGAGACAUCUGCAGUGAGAACAGGCAUCUUAUAGCCGAGUACGGCCUCAAGGGGCAGUAUAGUAUAUCGGAUAAGCACCUCCUCCCAGUGUGUCGGGGCGUUGUGCAAGGGUUCGGCUUGAGGGGUGGUUGGAGGGCCCCUUUGAGCUCCUUCCUGGUGUCCCUAGGGUCCGUUGGGCCGGAGCUGUGCACGACCAUAUCCGCUUGGUUCAUCGCUAGGCCAAGUAUUGGUAUUGGGUGUGUGAUAGGAGGCAAUAUGUUCACCACAUGCGUAGUGCUGGGUGCGGUGAUCCUGGUUCAGGAAGGCAACUCUCGAGAGAUCACCAGGUUGUUCAUGGAGAUCGGGUAUAUGACAUCUCGUUGCGGCGAUGCAGGCAGCGGCUAUUGCAGUUCCCACGGUAUCGACUUGUACUCCGUGAAGAUGUGUGAUUGUCGUCGUGCCCCCUCAUGGGACAGCUAUAAUGAUGUAUUGUGGGCCAUCGCUGCCUCCUCACUGUUGUGCCGUAUACAGUUACACUUUAGCAAGGAGCAUGAGGUGCAGCCAUCGGGGCUACUGUUUGCUUCCCCCGUAUUCGACAGUGACCUCCCGCCCCAGCCUACUGGAUAUGUGGUAGCCUCGGACGUCGCUUCGGACAUCAUCGUGAGUGAUGGUCGACGAUCUAUGACAGGUGUCGGCUGGUGGACGAUCGCCUCCUCUCGAAUAGCUGUCGUCCGAGACGUUAGAAGGCCUCAUUCUGGUGUAGAGAUGUUCAUCUGCAGUGAGCUCGGUGACAUAUCCAUGGUCAUGGUCUCUGACUUGGAUGAUGAUUCAAAGAACGCCAUUCUGAGUAGACUCAGCGAUAGGAACAUCGAAGUUGUCGCUGAUGAUGUACCCCUGUACAUGAGGUUGCUCAUGUUCUUAGUGGGGGACGUCCUGACCUAUGGUCUUCGUAACAUGUACUUAGCCUUAGCGUUGCCAGUAGCCCUUGGAGGUGGCGCCCUCCUAUCAGGCCCUCAGUAUGAGACCGUAUUAGCCUUGAUCGCAAUCCUCAUAGCUUUGGCCGGCCUUGGUGAACUUAGCAGGAUGAGAUUCACACGUGAGGUGUACGAGGAAGGACAGUUCUGUCUCACCGGUGUCGCCCUGCGCCAAAAAGGUCCAAUAUUCGUGAUGCCCCAGUCGAGCCCCCCAGCUGAGGAAAGCGGCAAGGAGUCGGCCGGCCCUGCGAAGGCCCCUCCUGUGGAAUACAUCAAACCGGUAGAGGACGGUCUGAGUCUACCGAAGCUACUGUUCAUGGAGAAGGAAUGGAGUUGGUCGGCGUUGGUGGUGAACAUUGUUCGAACUCUGGGCGCCUCCCUCGAACGAGAUGCUGAGAUAGAUGCUGUGUUCCCUGGCCAGUAUAUGAUCGAUGCCUUCAAGAGGAACCUCAGUCUGAAGAAUCAGCAAGAUGCGACUAUACUCUGUGAGGAGCUCGCCAAACUCGAUCUCGUCAUGGUUAAAACUGAUGGAGUUCACGAGAAUGAACGCUUCGAACCAGAGUACGACUACAGUCUAGUCUACCAUCUGCAUCCUCAUGUGCUCAACUCUGUCCGGUUCAUGCGUUCCGGGGCUCCAUUUGAAGUUGGUGGUGUCGAUGAGGCGGUAUCCCAAAUGCAGGAUGUGAUCGUCAAGCUGACGAAGCGUAUGAAUCGUCUAAAGGGUUUCUACUCCAAACUAGACGACAAGGAGAAUCUCGUCACGGACUGGCUCUUGCUGGCCGAGGACCCCGAGUACCUUAGGUUCCAAGAGCUCACUUGCAUACUCCAAGUCAUUUGCGGCAGCUCCGAGGGGUCUGCCGAUUCUAUUCUUUUUAAAGUAGCCCAAGAGCGACCCGAGUUCUGGCGUCGCUUCAUGAUAGCUCUCUACCACCUUAUGGUUGACCAUGCUAUGGCCGACUUGGGGACAGUGGCAGCUGAUGCACCCACGUAUACACGAUGGGAAUUCUUCACGAGCAUCACAUAUGAUGUUGGAGGCUUCCUGCUCUCUUUACGCGACAUAGAGCACGCUAUACUGAGGGGUAACCAGUACCCGCCGCCUGGAGAGCUCUUACGAGUCAUGGGCAAGGCCGACCCCAGGAGAGGCUUCAUACUCAAUCCGAUUUAUGCCGAUCCUCGAGUUCACUUCCUUCUCUCUUGUGGGGCCAAAAGCUGCCCUCCUGCAGUGUCCAUUGCCAAGAUGAACGACAGUAAAUGGGAGUCUGUGGCCGCUGAAGCUGCUAGGAAUUUUGUAACAGACGAAAACCAAGUUCGAUACGACGCGGACAACAACGUCUUGCAUCUCAACAAAAUUUUCAGUUGGUAUAAGAAGGACUUCGGGGGCACGGAAGCUCUGAUGCUCCUCAACAUUCAGAGGUACGCCGGUGAAGGGUGGGAGGUUGCUGCUAAGAUGGAGGGUAAGACUCCUAAGGUGAAGUACAUGAGAUACAACUGGGAGCCCCAUGCCUCGAGGAUCAAGACGUACUCACCAGCUAAAUCGGAUGCUAACACUUUCAAGAUGAUAUCGUCCUAUCUCAAGACUAGUUUCGGCACACCCACCUCUCGGUCGCGGUAUGCGGAGAUCCGUCAAGAACGUCGGGAGUUGGAGCCGUUGGAGAGGAAGGCAACGGAGGACUUGAAGGCUCGCAUGGAUAAAAUACAGGAGGAAAACGAGAAGGCCCGAGAGGAGACGGCAAGGAAGUUCCAGUUGCAAGUACAAAAGGCCAAGGCUAGUGCUGAGGGCGCGGUGGUGGUCCGUCCUGAGGAGGUUGGGUUACCUUCUGAUAAGAAGGAAUAGGAAAGAUGGUCGAUGAGGAGGAAAUCGGUGGGGGUGAGUAUACAAUCUAGUGAAUGAGAGUUAGUGAGUGGACCCCCAAAGUACGUGGGUGAAAUUGCAUAUGGAAUAUCCUGGGUGUUUCCUUUUCUCCUAUCAGU
This is a messenger RNA of Perkinsus marinus ATCC 50983, 2978 nucleotides long. RefSeq lists its product as hypothetical. The transcript has 27 exons. Gene Ontology annotation, biological process: transmembrane transport. The coding region runs from base 1 to 2841 and encodes 946 amino acids. NCBI's taxonomy places the organism in Eukaryota, Perkinsozoa, Perkinsida, Perkinsidae. The record is from RefSeq and is a predicted model, not a curated record. Gene Ontology annotation, cellular component: membrane.